CGGUCAUGUGAUCAGCUGUGUCUAAUCACAGCUGAUCACAUGGGACAUGUACACUGAUAAUCAGGGCACUGAUGAUCAGUGUAGCCCCAGCAGUGCCACCUAUCAGUGCCUCGUGCCAGUGCCCAUCAAUGCCACAUCAGUGCCUUCCAGUGCACAUCAAUGCCACAUAUCAGUGCCCAUCUGAGCUGCCUUUCAGUGUCACCCAUCAGUGCUGCCUUUUUCAGUGCCCAUCAGUGCCACCUAUCAGUGUCCAUCAGUGCAGCCUAUCAGUGCCCACCACUGCAACCUCAUUAGCGCAUAUCAGU
Molecule: messenger RNA, 305 nt
Organism: Staurois parvus
Lineage: Eukaryota; Metazoa; Chordata; Amphibia; Anura; Ranidae
Source: the annotation of a GenBank genome assembly